UUGUUUUUAAUCAGCAUGGUUUCUUUUUAUUUUACUUCAUGCAGCUUGGAAAAAUUAAAGCCAGAGAAAGAGCUUCAGCGUGCAAAAUCUCAUAUUUUAGAAUACAAAUUGAGAAUAAGAGAGUUAUUUCAACGUCUUGAUCUGUCGCUUGCUGUGGGAAGGCUUUCCGCUUCUUUGUUUGACUCUGAAGGAGAGAUAGAUAGUGAAGAUAUUUUCUGCUCGAAAUGUGGUUCUAAGGAUGUGACAGCGGACAAUGAUAUUAUUCUUUGUGAUGGUGCAUGUCAACGUGGAUUUCACCAGUUCUGUUUGGAACCGCCUCUGUUAAAACAAGACUUUCCACCAGAUGAUGAAGGCUGGCUUUGCCCUGGAUGUGAUUGUAAAGUUGAUUGUAUUGGUUAUCUUAAUGAUUUCCAGGGAAAAAAUCUUUCUGUGGUUGAAAGUUGGGAGAAAAUCUUUCCUGAAGCUGCUGCAUCUGCAUCAGGGAAUAAGCUGGAUGAUGGUUCUGGAUCUUCAUCAGAUGAUUCUGAGGAUGAUGACUAUGACCCUGAUAAGCCGGAUAUAGUCUUGAAGGUUUCAGAAGUUGAAUUAAGUGAUGACAAAUCUGGAGACAAAUCAAGUUCUGAUGAUUCUGAUUACUUCUCGGCAUCUGAUGAAUUGGCGGGUUCUCCUAAUAACAACCAGUAUCUGGGACUUCCUUUUGACGAUUCAGAUGAUGAUGAUUUUGAUCCUGCUGCUCCAGUUCAAGAUGAGGAGGUGAAGCAGGAUAGUUCAAGCUCUGAUUUCACAUCUGACUCAGAGGAUCUUGGUGCUCUUCUUGAUGAUGCCACUGCACCUGGAAUUUCUCCAGUGCUAGGUGCUGAUGAAGAAAAAUUUAAAGCUGGUAAAGUGAAGAGUCAAUCACUAAGAGGUGAGAACCUUUUGGAGAUCAAUGAUGCACCCGUGUCUGGCAAAAGACGAGUAGAACGGUUGGACUAUAAAAAAUUGAAUGAUGAAACAUAUGGAAAUUCUUCUUCUGAAUCAAGUGAUGAAGAUUUUCAAGAUAUUCCUUCUCAAAAGAGAAGGAAGAUUAACCGUGAAAAAGCAAACUUGAUGUCCUCUGACAAAACUCCAUUAGCCGAAAAUGAAAUGGAUGCCAAGGAUGAAAACCCAAAAGAGAGCGAGUAUGGAUCUAAAAGAACUAGCGAAAAGGUAAUUGAUGGGGGCACUAACAUUAUAACAGCUGAAGCAGGUUCUGGAGAUGCAAAUGUUAAAAGAUCUGCACCUAAAAGGCUUGGAGAAGCUGUAACACAGGUAUUAGUUGUAUAUACGUUUCCCUAACAAUUUUAGAAUUCUAUUGGGAAUUAUCUUCUAUGACCAUUUCAUUCUUGGUGGUUCACGAAAUAUGACUGC
Messenger RNA from Olea europaea var. sylvestris, 1389 nucleotides. RefSeq names its product pathogenesis-related homeodomain protein-like. The coding region runs from base 16 to 1317 and encodes 433 amino acids. NCBI's taxonomy places the organism in Eukaryota, Viridiplantae, Streptophyta, Magnoliopsida, Lamiales, Oleaceae. Gene Ontology annotation, biological process: regulation of DNA-templated transcription; chromatin organization. Gene Ontology annotation, molecular function: DNA binding; chromatin binding. The record is from RefSeq and is a predicted model, not a curated record. Gene Ontology annotation, cellular component: nucleus. The transcript is spliced from 5 exons.